Molecule: messenger RNA, 1771 nt
Organism: Rotaria sordida
Lineage: Eukaryota; Metazoa; Rotifera; Eurotatoria; Philodinida; Philodinidae
Source: the annotation of a GenBank genome assembly
AAAAGUGGAUUACAAAGCAAAAUCCUUAGUCUACUAUUCCUGUGACCCAAUUUCAACUUUUUCGAUUGAUAUUUGACGGUUUUCAAGUAGAACAAUACAUAUUUUACUUCAAACAAACAUCAUAUUUGGAAUUCGCACAAAAAAAAUGAGUCGAUCGACUUAUGUCUGUUUCAAACUUGUUCUGCGACUUUUUUUUCUGAUCAAAUUUUCACCCUUGAAUCCCCUGAGAAAUGUGUGUAAAAAUGAAUUUAAUCAACACACCUAUUUUAUUAAUUGAUCACCUGCCUUUUUGUCUGAAAAUUUUUUUUAUAAUUUUAUAAUUUUAUAAUUUAUUUUCCACUGCCAAAAUGAUCUUUUUGAUUAAAUUCAUUUUUUCACAUAUCUCUGAAGAGGCCUCGGAGUGAAAAUUUGAUUAGAAAAAAAGUCGCAGAAAAGGUUUGAAAUGUACAUAAACUGACUCACGUUUUUGUGCUAAUUUCAAAUAUGAUACUUGGUUGAAGUACAGUGUGUAUUGUUCUGCUUGAAAACCGUCAAAUAUCAGUCGAAAAAGUUAAAAUUGAGUUACAUGAAUAGUAGAGUAAGGACUUUGUAAUGUGGUUCGCUUUGUCAGACUGCUUGAAAAGUUCUAUCCAUUACGCAAUGAAAUAUGUGUGGAGGAAGGUUUAUUAACACAAUAAUUAAACGACAAAUGAAAUGCAAAUGGAUAUUACAUAGUCAAAAUUUAAGCAAUGCAAGAUAUAUAUACGACCUAGUAGAUUCAAAACAUUAUUUUAAAUGAAUAGUUCUUUUAUGAAUAUGUAGCCUGAACGAGAAUCUAUUUGAAUAACUUUGAAUCACUCUUCAUCUUAAUUUGUUUUCUGUCAAACCAAUGAUCACAUUGCUGACUAGUAUCAAUAGUUAACUGUCCAUUUCGUUUAUCGGAAAUAUAGAUUCUGUUCACAACUAUGAUUCGAUCACAAGAACGCGUUUUUAGCAUGGUCUUUCAUUCUAUAUAUGAUUUAAAUAGAUUGGAGCUUGAAAAUCAAAAGUGACCGAAAUGCGCUCUCGUCCUUUUUUUAAAAUUAGGAGUAAGGGGAACUCGGGUUUCGGAUCCAAAAAAGUUUAAUCAACUGGGUCAGCGUCAGAAAAAAAAAUAUUCGAUCCGAAGGUCUCUACUCCAAAUAUUAUCUUCUUAUUAUUCAAUUAUUAAAAAUUCAUUAAUUACAAAUUCUGAUUCUAUUCAUAGUGCGAAUGUCCUACUGGAUUUAUAUUUAAACAUGGUGCUUGUGUUGAUGAUGAUGAAUGUCCAAGAGGAAGUUCAAUAUGUCCAAUAAAUUCAUUGUGUCGUAAUACUCCAGGAUCAUAUGUUUGUGAUUGUAUUUCUGGAUAUAAAAUGAUAGCUGAACGAGCUUUUUGUGAUGAUAUUAAUGAAUGUGAAAUUUCACCAAAUAUAUGCGAACAAAGAUGUAUUAAUGUUCAAGGUUCAUAUUAUUGCUUAUGUAAGGAAGGUUAUCGAUUAAAUAACGAUAAACAAACAUGUCGAGAUCUUGAUGAAUGUUCAAUGAUUGCAAAUUUAUGUCAAUAUCAUUGUGUUAAUACACCUGGAUCAUAUAAAUGUAUAUGUCCAUCAGGUUUUUCAGUUGAACGAGGACGUCAUUGUCAAGAUAUAGAUGAAUGUCAUCUUGGUACACAUAAUUGUCGUAUUGAUGAUAUUUGUGUUAAUCUUCGUGGUGAUUUUCGUUGUUAUUCUAUUGAUUGUCCACAAGGUUAUGAAAAACUUGGAAAUAAGUAA